CAGUCCUCGAGGGUCGGAGGUCGCCGUGUGGGGCCAACGCCUAGAGAAACCGCGAAACCUGACAGUGUACGGUGCUGACAGAAGCAAAAGGAUGGACACCAUAACCUUCAACCCACCUUUGUACAAACAGAGAUACCAGCUGGUCUUUGAAUUAGUACAGAAAUACAAGGCAAGAAAAGUUGCAGAUUUGGGCUGUGCUGAAUGUACGCUGCUGUCACGCUUAAAAUUCUGCAACUGCAUUGAAGACCUUAUUGGAGUCGAUACUGACUUAGAACUGCUGAAGGAAAAAAUGUAUCGCCUGUCUCCCCUUCCAUGUGAGUAUCUACAGCCCCGGGCUUCCAUGUUAACAGUAAGGUUGUACCAUGGAUCAGCAACUGUAAAGGACUGUCGUAUGUUGGACUGUGACUUUGUUUCAUGCGUUGAGUUAAUAGAACACCUAGACAUCUCAGAACUCGAGAGGUUUCCGGAGGUGGUGUUUGGAUACAUGAAUCCAGCAGUAGUUGUAAUUACAACUCCAAAUGCAGACUUCAACCCCUUACUCCCAGGAAUAAUGCGAUUCAGGCACUGGGACCAUAAAUUUGAGUGGAGCAGAGCAGAAUUUCAAGCUUGGUCUUUGAACAUUGGAAAUAAAUUUGGUUAUAAAGUGGAAUUUACUGGUGUAGGAAAAGGACCUGUAGGGACAGAACAAUUGGGAUUCUGCACACAAGUAUCUAUAUUUCUGAGGCAGCUAUCAAAAGCACCUCAAACUGAGACUAAAAAUUCCGAAAUGCUAUAUAAACUGGUGAGUGAUGAGAAAUCAGUGUCUAAAUUUUCUAUUUAA
This is a messenger RNA of Rhincodon typus (whale shark), 820 nucleotides long. It is a transcript of the gene henmt1, whose product is annotated as HEN methyltransferase 1. The record is from RefSeq and is a predicted model, not a curated record. Gene Ontology annotation, biological process: siRNA processing; RNA methylation; piRNA processing. Lineage: Eukaryota; Metazoa; Chordata; Chondrichthyes; Orectolobiformes; Rhincodontidae. Bases 92 to 820 code for a protein of 242 amino acids. Gene Ontology annotation, cellular component: cytoplasm; nucleus. The transcript is spliced from 6 exons. Gene Ontology annotation, molecular function: O-methyltransferase activity; RNA methyltransferase activity.